UCGCUCCAGACCAAAACAAACAUGCUCAAAUAAAUGAUUUUUUUAAUCUUUUGACUGGCAGUGUUUAAGUUUAAAUGUAGACACCAGUGAAAAGGGGCAGAUAAGGCAGAUGCAUCGGUGGUUGUGGAGACAGAGACAGGCCCCGGCUGAGCAGGAGAGAGAGGCAGAGUGCUCAGAUGAAGGAAGAGGGAGCAGGAGGCAAAUUAAUCAAACCACAUCAAAGGGAAAAUGGAUGGAGGGAGGGAGGGAAUGAAAGAGUGCCGCCCGUUUGUCCCAUGCCGUUCCCACUCCGCUCCGCCUGAGUCUGCUCCCAGAUCUCCGGGCCAUUGUGCCGCACGGGUGCAUGGAGGGGGCUGGGGCACUGUGCACAUAACAAAACACACACACACACACACACACACUAACAAAUGUCUGAGGGCAAGGCUGGAAAAAGGAAGAAACUUUUCUUUCUCCGCCAACUCAGACUCUGACUCCUCUUGCCCUCCACUCCGUCCCCCAGGGCCUGUUGUUGUGUUUCCUCCUCGCAAUACGUGCGAUUGUUUGCAGUCCUUCACCAGACUUGGCUGCACAAACUCUCACUGAAACACAAUCACACAGUCACACACACCCUGCAACACGUACUGUAUGUUGUUGUCAGUGUGCUGUCAGCUGUCAGUGCUGGCUUGUGGCAGCAGUGGACGGCACUCUUUGAUAAUGCCCCGCCAGAUUCGGCUGCCGCUCUUUCUUUCUUUUUUAUCGUUCAGCCAGUUAUUUGGCGCAAAGUUGACUACAAUUUGCGACCCUCCUUUGGUUACCGGUUCGGCACAGACUUUCUUUCUGUGUCCAUGUAGACUGUGACCAUGCCCCUGUCCGUUGCCAGUGAAUGUACAGAACAUUUUGUUUUUAUAUUAGGUCUGAUUUUGCCAGAAUUUUGCUGCCAAGACAUUGUUUACUAUCCAGAGCUGUAAUAAUAGAAUAGUAUUUAUCAAAUUGCACCAGAAGUUUUAAAAUAAUAAUGACACCUGUUUUUUUGUUUUUUAGUUUUUUGAAACAAAGAGUGGCACGCAGAUCCUUUGACAUACAGUCAUACUGACUCAAUCUCAAAUUUCACAGCUGAUUUAUCAUCUAUUACAUACAUUAUUGUAAGUAUACUGUACAUAUCAGAGCCGUCUUGAUCUAUUUCUGUUUGGUACGUAGCUCGCAGGGAUUGUACAAAAGUAAAUUUGACUUAGUCUCUCCUCUUGAAUCUCCAUCUUGAGUCAGUAUCCUGACUUUAAGAUACAAUACAUUUAUUAAAACAGAUGGUGGUCACAAUGGUGUACACGUUUAAUCUCCAAUAUUUUUAGGAAGCUGUAGCCCAAUUAAUGUUGCUGUUUGAACUUUAAAAUCUUAGAGAUGACAAGCUACAAUCACAACAGACUUGAAAUAUUUAUCAUGUAAGGACAUGAUGAGUUUUGUUUUUUGGCAGUUUGAUUUUUUAAAUAAAAACAAUCUAACUGUUUUCUUUUGUCAGGUUUCUCUGAGAGAAGAAGACUGAAAGUAGUUUUCCAAGAGUUAGUUUGUCAGUUUGCAAAUGUAAAAAUGCUUGAACCAAAAUAAGGUUUUGCGUUGUUCGAUGAAUAAUUUCUUCUGGACUUACACAAAAUACAUCAUGCUCAUAAACACUCUUUUAAUGUAUCUUUAUGUAACAAAAGCAGAGUUCAGCAGAGAAAGACAAAAGUGAUGUGAACUGACAAUAUUUUAAUGGGGGGGAUAAAAGACUGUAAGUGAUCAAUGGAGGCGGCGGCCAAGUGAUGCCCGGCGGACGGCUUUGAUGUGGGCAUCCUCAGAGGGACGCCGGGGACAAUGCUCUCUUUGAGGGGCAUGCAGAAUGGCAGACACUUCCCUCUCCCCCUGUCCCGCUCUCUCACACUCUGUCACUCAAACUCCCUCCGUCUCCUGCUUCGCACCACUCACGCUGAGACCCCCGGGCUCGGACGCUCGGCGACAUUUCUCUCGCUGUACAUUCCUCUGCUCCAGUGUCACAUCAGCAGCAUAUCCUUAGCUGCAUAACUUUCUCCCUCUUUUCUUUCACAUUAAUUAAUUCAAACAACACCCCCUUCCCUGCCGCCCAGCCAAUCACUCCGCCUUCCCCUCCCCACCCCCUCCCCAAUCUGUAUCUCUCUCUCUCUCUCUCUCCCUCCCUCUGUCUCCUUUCAUAGAACCAAACCUCUUUGUGAUGUCCAGCCUUGGCAAGUUGCGCCCGAUUUGCUGUCACAGUCUUAAUGAAUUCAUCUGUUUGUGUAUUGGCCAUGGGAGCAUUUCUCCCUCCUCCCUCCCUCUCGCUCUCUCUUUCCUAUCCUCUCCCCCCUCCCUCUUGCUGGUGUUCCCCUGGGGACUCUAUAUAUACCAGGGACCACUCCGGGCACCUAUUGUUCCUCUAAGUAAACUUACAGACAGAUGCCCUGCACCACAGUGUGGGAGAGAGCCAAGAGAGUCAGGAGGAGGGAGACAGUUAAAGAUUGCAGAGAGCCACCAGACACUAAGGACCUGGAAGCGCCGCAGACCAGCCACAUCCCGGGCACCUCUGCAUCCUCUUCAGUCGUCCCGCCUGUUUCCUGCGUGUCUGCUUGUUGUCAUUGUCGAGUGGAGGUCUGAUGCUGUGACGCCAUGCUGCUGCUGAUAUCAAUGCUGUUUAUGGGACUGGACUGCUCGCUGGGGGCCCCGGCAGGUAGAGAGGUCUACAGGAUGCCCCAGAGUGCUCUCAAAGCGCUGUCCGAUCGCGGUACAGUGGUUUUAGAGGCGGCCAUGACGAGUGCCCUGUCCGCUCUCGAGCGUGCGUCCUCUGAGAGGAGUCGGGCUGAGGCCGGCUGCCGGGGCUGUGCUCCCUGUCUGUUUCAGGACUGUGGACAGCUGUCCGGCUCCUGCUCGUCUCCUACCAGCGCCUUAUCAGAGCCCAGCUGUGACGUCAUCAGUAAGGCCCAGAAGCUUCAAGUUGAAGCAGAGCGGAGCUGGGCUCUGAGCCAGGCCUGUGCAUACUACCAGCAUCGCUGCCCACCUGGCGAACUGGACAAGGAGAGCUGCAUCAGGAUCAUGGGUGAGAGUUGCAGCGCCCGCGUCCUCCAGUGCAGCCUGCUGAACACAAUGCAGAACCUGGAGCCUGCUACGCAGACGCAUGCACAGGCAGCAGUGUGCGGUCAGAGGUCGUCCGCUGUGCGAAACGUCACUCAGCCUCGCUCCAGGAUUGUCGGCGGCUCCCCUGCUCCCCCAGGCAGCUGGCCCUGGCUGGUCAACCUGCAGCUGGAUGGGGGCCUGAUGUGCGGAGGGGUCCUGGUGGACAGCUCCUGGGUGGUUACUGCUGCCCAUUGUUUUGCAGGCAGUCGCAGCGAGAGCUACUGGACGGCCGUGGUGGGGGAGUUCGACAUCACCAAGACCGACCCCGAUGAGCAAAUUCUCAAAGUGAACCGCAUCAUCCCUCAUCCCAAGUUCAACCCAAAGACAUUCAACAACGAUAUAGCCCUGGUGGAGCUGACAUCACCAGUGGUCCUAUCUGAACACGUCACCCCAGUGUGUCUCCCCUCUGGCAUAGAGCCCCCUACUGGCAGCCCGUGUCUGGUGGCAGGCUGGGGCUCCCUCUAUGAGGACGGCCCAUCUGCUGACAUUGUGAUGGAGGCCAAGGUUCCCCUGCUGCCUCAGAGCACCUGUAAGAGUGCCCUCGGCAAAGAGCUGGUCACCAACACCAUGCUGUGUGCUGGCUAUCUUACCGGAGGCAUUGACUCCUGUCAGGGAGAUUCUGGAGGCCCCCUGAUCUACCAAGACCGAAUUUCGGGCCGGUUCCAGCUCUACGGCAUCACUUCCUGGGGUGACGGCUGUGGAGAGAAGGGCAAGCCUGGGGUCUACACACGGGUUUCUGCUUUCUCCGACUGGAUUCAGGCGGAGAUACAGAAGUCAUUUGGGAGUCGGGAGCCAACAUGUCCGGAGCUUCUUAAGACAACAGAAAUGACAGAGGAGGAACAAAGGUCAGAAUUCAGCUCCCUCUGUCACUUCUACACCCUGACCUGCCCCCGGGGUCAGUCUGCCAGCACUUGCAGCCGAAUGGCUGAGGACAAAUGCCUCACCCGCUUCAAGAAGUGCCAGAUGCGUUCGUUCCUGCAGACCCUGUUGGACCUACUCCAGAGAGCCGAAGACUACAUCAGGGACAAGGUCGACUUGACCUUCUUCACCCAGACUCUGCCCCAGCUUGUGGAACACAUCUACAGCACUGCGUUCACUCACACCAGAGAGAGGAGAGACCUGGGGCUGAGCCAGUGUCUCACACAGAUUGAAGAACAGCUAGGUGGAGCUGUGGUGCCGGAAGAGCAGGGUCCUUCUCCAAGUCCCCCUGCCUUAUUCGAGGAGGUGGGCCCUUUGGUGGCCGACUGGGAGAAAUACUUGCGGAACAUGGCCGAGGAACUGGACAAACAACACACUGACACAUCCACAGACAUCUCCUCAACAUCACGGGAGUACAACAUUUUCUUACAGACAGAGGACUCCUCAGUGCAUCAGCUGGAGGGACAAUAUCUGUCCGUUAUCUCAGCUCUACGCUCCAAACUGGACUCCAGAGCUGCUCCUCCCAUCCUGCACUUGGACGCCAUCUUCCCCCAGAGAGAGUCUCCCAACGCUCCACUCUCACCCUCUCCUCCCCCCGGGACACAGGUCGACACCGGUUCCUCGUCGUUGCCCGAGGAACCCCAGGAGCCGUGGUCACUUCUUAAAGCUUUGAUGAGCGAAAUUGAAAAAUUAAGGACACAAGAUGAGAUUGUGACAAAAGACGUGUCUCAAAGUGAAACCUCAUCGAAUAGAGACGCUUUUCCUGAUGGAACAUGGAGCGCUACAACUGAGGAUUUUACUUUUGUCGAGACUGGAGAAUCUUUAGCUCUACCACUUCCAGUUCAGUCAACAGCCAUCGUCCAGACAGUCACUGAGGGGGACCACACAGACAUGACCGCUGACCCCAGACAAACUGCACAUGCUGUAAAAGCGAUACGCCUCCAGAGAAACUACAGGAGCCUCCUUCGCAAGAGGCAGAUACCUGGAGCCAACGGGAAAUUGUGUCCUGGAGUGAGAGAAUCAUCACAACAAGUCAGCCAAGUCAGAGACUCCUACAGCUGGGUCCUCAACAUCCCGAACAAAAACCUGCGCAUGAACUUCCAAGAGGUGUUGGUUGAUCUGAGUUCAAAGAAUGAUCGAGGACUCUACCAGGCUCGGGUCAGGGCACUGGUGGGAGGACGACCUUUGACCUUCUACAGUCUUGUCGGAUUGGAGAAUGAGUCAUUCUACCGCAGUGUACCAAGGAUCAUCGCAGUGGCACUGGAUUCGCUCAAGACUUGAUUUCAUCGUGACGUAGCUGGAAAAUAAAAAGAGAAAGAGGUGAUGGCACAAAGACUCUCAGAGAGACCAGUUUGAAAAAACCUUGUUAUGGGACAGAGCGAUGCACAAACUUUACUUCCUCUGUUGUUUCCAGUGACAAGCAUUAUUUUGUUUUCCCUGCCUGAGAGCCUGACAUCAGCUGGAAAUGAAAACAGAUAUGAAUGUAUCGACCCAACUAUCGACCGCCCAUCACGCAGCAGGUUUUUUUAUUAUUAUUAUUGUGGUUGGAGACACAGCCUUGCCUAACUUAUGAAUUUGUACAAAAUGAUAAGUUAUUCAUAUUGUCAUUGUCUUUUGCAAAGGUUGAACCUGUUGUGAUUUACUCAGACUGUAAAUAUUAUUCAUGUUUUCUUUAUUCCUACCAUAUUUAUUUGUAUAGAGAAAAGCCUUUGUAUUUUUGUAAAAGAAACAAAACUAUAUAUAAAUAAAAUUGAUAUUAAUGCUA
This is a messenger RNA of Scophthalmus maximus (turbot), 5815 nucleotides long. It is a transcript of the gene prss56, whose product is annotated as serine protease 56. Gene Ontology annotation, molecular function: serine-type endopeptidase activity. The transcript has 14 exons. The record is from RefSeq and is a predicted model, not a curated record. Lineage: Eukaryota; Metazoa; Chordata; Actinopteri; Pleuronectiformes; Scophthalmidae. Bases 2629 to 5331 code for a protein of 900 amino acids. Gene Ontology annotation, biological process: proteolysis.